This is a messenger RNA of Clunio marinus, 1792 nucleotides long. The record is from the annotation of a GenBank genome assembly. NCBI's taxonomy places the organism in Eukaryota, Metazoa, Arthropoda, Insecta, Diptera, Chironomidae.
AAAUGUGUGAAUGUGUGAGUGAAAUUGUUUCUUUUUUUAAAUUUGAAAUAUUUUCUCCAUAAUUACUAAAAUAACAUAAAUAUCUCAUAGCUUACGUAAGAAAUCAUACCGGAAACCAUAAUUAACAUGGCUCCAGUACCAACAAUUCAAAAUGGGAAUCAAAAUGAACGUUCAAUACGUCCUCAAGAUCGAAAAUCUGAUAUUAUAUGCCGCGUCAAAUACAGCAACACGCUUCCCGAUAUCCCAUUCGAUCUCAAGUUUCUUACUUAUCCUUUUGAAAGCGAUCGAUUUAUUCAAUAUAAUCCAACAUCACUUGAAAGAAAUUACAAGUUUGAGGUUCUCACUGAACAUGAUCUUGGCGUCUCAAUUGAUUUAAUCAAUCGAGAUAUUUAUCAACCUGAGAGAAAUGCAGUUCUCGAUCCAGCAGACGAGAAACUUUUAGAAGAAGAUUCACAUGCACCGCAAGACACAACGCGAUCGAAGCAACAUGCAAAGAGUGUGUCGUGGUUGCGUCGUUCAGAAUAUAUCUCAACAGAACAGACACGCUUUCAACCUCAGAAUAUGGAGAAAGCUGAAGCCAAAGUCGGUUAUAAUGUUAAAAAUAGUUUGCGUGAAGAAACUUUGUACAUGGAUCGUGAACAACAAAUAAAUUCCAUCAACAAGACUUUCGAAGACAGUAAAAUUGCUGUCAGCACUCACUACUGUAAACCUAAUGUUGUGCCUGUCGAAGUAUAUCCCGUUUAUCCAGAUUUCAAAAAUUGGAAAUAUCCUUGCGCUCAAGUCAUAUUCGAUGCUGAUCCUUCAGUCGGUGGGAAGAGCUUACCGAAUCAAAUGGAAGAAAUGAGUCAAGCAAUGAUUCGAGGUGUGAUGGAUGAAUCUGGCGAGCAGUUCGUUGCCUACUUUCUUCCAACAGAAGAAACAUUGGAGAAAAGACGAAUUGACUUUUCAAUGGAAAGAGCUUACGAGGAUGACACUGAAUACGAGUACAAAAUGGCACGUGAAUACAAUUGGAAUGUUAAGAGUAAGCUUUCGAAAGGUUACGAAGAAAAUUACUUUCUUGUCAUUCGUGACGAUGGUGUUUACUAUAAUGAACUUGAAACUCGUGUUCGUUUGAGUAAAAGACGACAAAAAUUGGGUAAUCAAGCGAAUAACACGAAACUUGUCGUUAAGCAUCGACCUUUGAAUGCUCCUGAACACAAAAUGCAAGUGAUGCGUGAGAAGCAACUUGAACCCCAAGGUGAUGAAGAGGAAGAAAUGGAAGAAAGUGAAGCUGAAGAAGAACCUCCGAAAGAUCAGGACACUGAGAUGACUGUAGAAGGUCGUCGGUCGAGAUCACAUUCCGGAUCAAGAAGUUCAAGAUCUCGUUCUAAAAGUAGAAGUCGUUCUGGCAGUGGAUCAGCACGCAAUUCAAGAUCAAGAAGUCGUUCAGGUUCGCACAGUUCUGGAUCGAGAAGUUCAAAGUCUCGAAGUCGAUCGAGAAGUCGAAGUGGUUCUCAGGGAUCACGACGUUCAGGUAGCAACAGAAGUGGAUCAGCUGGUUCACAACAUUCGGGAAGUCGUCGAUCAAGUUCAAGAAGCCGAAGUCGCAGUGGCUCACCAGCUUCGCGAAGCUCUCAAGGCAGCAAACAUUCUCGCCGUUCUGACAAUUCUCGACGUUCUGGUUCUGCUAAAAGUGGAUCAUCAAGAUCACGAAGUGGAAGUGAAUCAAAUCAUUCAGGUUCAAAUUAAAAACAAGAUAAAUAUAAUCAUUUCAUCAAAACAAUAAUAAAAAUUCAACAACUUUAAUUAAAAA